Gracilinanus agilis (Agile Gracile Mouse Opossum) is the source of this 1377-nucleotide messenger RNA. Its product is annotated as cytochrome P450 4B1-like. Bases 1 to 1377 code for a protein of 458 amino acids. Lineage: Eukaryota; Metazoa; Chordata; Mammalia; Didelphimorphia; Didelphidae. The record is from RefSeq and is a predicted model, not a curated record. Gene Ontology annotation, molecular function: monooxygenase activity; oxidoreductase activity, acting on paired donors, with incorporation or reduction of molecular oxygen; heme binding. The transcript is spliced from 10 exons.
AUGGUGCUCUCAUGGCUCUCUUCAUGGCUCCCUGUGAGCUUCCCCAAGUUGUGGUUGUGGUCAGCUGCCCUGGUCCUGGCUCUGGGCAUUCUCCAAUUGACUCGGCUAUUGGCCAGGAGGCAGAAAUUGCUCCAAGCCCUGGACAGCUUCCCUGGGCCACCCAACCAUUGGCUCUUUGGGCAUGCUAAAGAGAUUAAAGACGAAGGGGCCCUGGAUAAGAUGAUAUCAUGGGCCAACACUUACCCCUCUGCCCAUCCUUUGUGGUUUGGGAGAUUUAUUGGUUUUCUGAACAUCUACGACCCUGACUACGCCAAGGCUGUAUACAGCCGAGGAGACCCUAAGGCCUGGGAUAUAUAUGGUUUCUUCAUACCGUGGAUUGGGAAUGGGCUGCUGGUCCUGGAGGGACCCAAGUGGUUCCAACAUAGGAAAUUGCUCACACCUGCCUUCCACAAUGAGGUCCUGAAGUCCUAUGUGAGCCUGUUUGCAGAGUCUACCCAUGAUAUGCUGGACAAAUGGAAGAAGAAGGUUCGUGUGAAUAAGUGCGUGGAGAUCUUUAAUGAUGUGGGCUUCAUGGCUCUGGACAGCCUGAUGAAGUGCAUCUUUGGGAAGACAAGCAGUGGCCAAACCCAGAGUGACACUGAUUAUUACCUGGCUAUUGCUGACCUCACCCUGCUGAUGCAAGAGCGAAUCUAUGCCUUCCAGUAUCAUAACGAUUUCCUCUACUGGCUCACACCCCAUGGACGUAACUUUCUGAGGGCCUGCAAGGUUGCCCAUGAUCACACAGACAGAGUGAUUAGGGAAAGAAAAGCUGCCCUGAAGGGAGAGAUGCUGGAGAAGACCCAGAAGAAGAGACAUUUGGAUUUCCUAGACAUUCUCCUGGGAGUCAAGGAUGAGAACAAGACCAACAUGUCGGACAUGGACCUGCGGGCCGAAGUGGAUACGUUCAUGUUUGAAGGUCAUGACACCACCACCAGCAGCAUUUCCUGGUUCCUGUACUGCAUGGCCCUCUACCCAGAGCACCAGAACCUCUGCCGAAAGGAGAUCCAGGAAAUCCUACAGGGUCGGGACACUGUCCAGUGGGAAGACCUGGGGAAAAUGACCUACCUCACUCUAUGCAUCAAAGAGAGCCUCCGCCUCUAUCCCGCUGUGCCCCAGGUAUACCGUCAACUAAGCAAGCCUGUUACCUUCGCAGAUGGGAGGUCACUACCUGAAGGAAGCCUGAUUUCUUUGCACAUUUAUGCUCUUCACAGGAAUCGCACUGUAUGGACUGACCCUGAGGUACCCAUGUCCCUGAUGUCCCUUGAUGUCCAUAUAGACCAGGGGUGGCUAUUUGCAGGGAAGAUGUUUGUCUCUGGGCAAGGCAGAGGAAGAGGGUAG